Messenger RNA from Drosophila virilis, 567 nucleotides. The record is from RefSeq and is a predicted model, not a curated record. Lineage: Eukaryota; Metazoa; Arthropoda; Insecta; Diptera; Drosophilidae.
ACUCAGUUCUAAAAGCAAUCAAAAUGAAGCAGCUUCUUCGACUCAUCAAUUUAUUUCUUCUGCUCGUCCUGGUAACGAGCCAAAAGGAAGAUGAGCCCAAAAAAUGCCCACCUGGCCAGGAGCUGUUAGGUAAUCGUUGCGUUAAAUUUCGCAUUCUUGUAUCUGGUAACAAGGAGUCUUUGACCAAGGUAAAUGGAGAAAAUAAGCAUGUCUGCUUAGAGGGUUUCAUUUGGUUAGAAAGUAAAAACGCUUGCGCCCAGAAACCUAGAGUUUGUACAGAUGAGCUCUGUAAAUCGAAUACAAACUCAGCAGUUCCAAAGGAAUGUCCGCCCAACCGCCGGUGGAACAAAGAACUCCAAAAGUGUGUACCCAAGAAAUUAGUAACGGCCUUUGGGAACACAACUGCAAAAGCGAAUGCUAAUAAAACAACAUCAUAGUUGUUGGAGCACCGGAUUUUUCCUUAUAUGUGAAAGCACGAAAUAAAAUGGAUAUAAAAUAGGGUACAAUAAAAAGAUUACUGCAAUACCAAAGAACAUUGGUCAGUAAUUCGGUCUACGUGUUAAACCA